This is a messenger RNA of Candida albicans SC5314, 771 nucleotides long. RefSeq lists its product as uncharacterized. The transcript has a single exon. Bases 1 to 771 code for a protein of 256 amino acids. The record is from RefSeq and is a predicted model, not a curated record. Lineage: Eukaryota; Fungi; Ascomycota; Pichiomycetes; Serinales; Debaryomycetaceae.
AUGACAGAGGUUUUCAAUAGAGGAGCCAAAUUAUUUGACGAUAAUAAUCAACGUGAUUAUAAUCAUGCCACUGAUUCCGAGUAUAAACGGUUAAGAAGUGAGGCUGAUAGAUUAUUUCAAAAAAGACAACAAUUAAGUCAACAAUCACAAAAUGCCUAUAAACAAGGUGAUGGUCAAAAAGCCCAUGAAUUAAGUGAAGAACUGAAACGUGUUUUAGCUCAAGCUGAAGAAUGUAAUCGUAAAGCUGCCGAAUAUGUUUUCCGUGAAAAUAAUGAAGAUAGUGGACCCGAUGAAAUUGAUUUACAUGGAUUAUACGUCAAAGAAGCCGAAUGGAUUUUGGAAAGAAGAAUUUAUUAUGCCGUCAAGACAAAUCAAUUGCAUUUGAAUGUUAUUGUUGGUAAAGGAUUACAUUCAGCCAAUGGAGUUGCCAAAAUCAAACCGGCUGUUGAUGAAUUGUGUGAUCAAGUUGGGUUAAACCAUUACAUUGAUAAAAAGAAUAGUGGAGUGUUAGUUAUUGAUUUGAAAGGUGUUAAUCUUGAUAGACUUCCAAGUUCAUGGGCUCAAGGAACAAAUAAUGUGGCACCACCUCAACAAGCUUAUCACGGAACUGGCCAACCACAAUAUCAACAACAACAACAACAUCAAGGACAACAAUCACAUAACCAAUAUCAACAACAACAACAUCAAGGUGGCCAACAAGACAUUAAAACUGGUAAUGAUUUGGUUGAUAUGGUUCUUAAGAUUGUUUGUGGUUGUCUCAAGAGUAAGUGA